UAACUUUAAAUAAGUUGGAGUAUCGAUUCGAACAGAUGUGCGAGUGUUAAAUUUUUUUUCUUCAAGUGAAAUUAAUUUAGAAAAAAAGAAAACAAAAUAUAUAAAAUGAGUGCAGAAAAAAUCGUCGAUUUUUUAACUCUUGAUAAUUGUACGCAGGAGUUGAUAAAGGAGAGUAUAAAAGUUCGCGAGAUGGCUUAUGCGCCUUAUAGUAAAUUCAAAGUUGGAGCAGCACUACGUUGUGAGGAUGGAUCAAUAGCGACUGGUUGCAAUGUAGAAAAUGCUGCCUAUUCAUUGGCAAUUUGUGCUGAACGUGUUGCAAUGGGAAAGGCAAUAUCCGAGGGGAAGCGAAAAUUCACAGCAAUUUCAAUUGCUGCUGACAAAAUUCAUGGUACAAAAAAUACAUCACCAUGUGGCAUGUGCCGGCAAAUGAUGGUUGAAUUUGGUGACAUGCCGGUUUAUCUAACAUCGCCCGAUAUGAUGACCAUUCAAUCCACAUCUGUCGUGGAACUAUUGCCAUUUUCCUUUGGCUUUGAAAAUAUCAAAAAUGGUAUUCAAUUUCCAUUUAAUCACAAUAAUUGAAUAAAUUAAUCUCAUUUCUCACUAAUUUUUAUAUUUUUAUGAACAGAAACGAAAUUAUGAAAAAUAC
Leptopilina heterotoma is the source of this 646-nucleotide messenger RNA. RefSeq names its product cytidine deaminase-like. The transcript has 2 exons. Gene Ontology annotation, molecular function: cytidine deaminase activity; zinc ion binding. Bases 106 to 579 code for a protein of 157 amino acids. The record is from RefSeq and is a predicted model, not a curated record. Gene Ontology annotation, cellular component: cytosol. NCBI's taxonomy places the organism in Eukaryota, Metazoa, Arthropoda, Insecta, Hymenoptera, Figitidae.